UUUGGCAUACUGUCUCCAACUGUUCUCAAUUCGAAAGAAUUCUUGUAAAUAAAGUGUUGUAUUUUUUGGCAUGUUUUCGAAAAAUGUAAUUUCUUUCAUAACCACUUGCAUAUAAAAUAACAUUUUCACCAAAAUUAUAAAUUUAUUUGGCAACACCGCGACUCAUUCUGACGUUUUAGUAUUGUUGGUGUCUCAAUGUUUACAAUAAUUUUAUAUUAAAAAGAACUUACCUUAUUUAUUAACAUAUUAAUAUAUAUUAAUUGCAAAUUAGUAAAAAUAAGUUAUUAUGGAUGUAAAGUUGGAAGUUGAUACAUUAUCAAUGUGUCGUAUAUGCCUACAAAAUAGUGAAGAAGGUGAAGAAAUGGCGUCUAUUUUCGACCAAGAUGCAGAUUCAAUAUGUCUGUACGAAAAAAUUGAAAGUUGUGGAGGCAUAAAGAUUCUCACCGAACCUGAACUUCCAACCCGUAUUUGUACGAAAUGUAAUGCAUUCCUUACAAUCGCACAUAAGUUUCGUAUAAUAUGCAAAAAUUCUGACGAUUAUCUGCGUGAAUUUGUUUGCAAAUCUUCUGAUGACUGCGAAGAUGAGGACAAUAAUUCAGAGUACACAAUGGAGUAUAGUCCAAAAACAUCAGUUGCACAAAGUCUGCAGCAAUCUGGUCACACUAACGACGAGGCGAUUGAUUAUGAAGAAGUGGCAGUAUACUCAGAAAUUUGGUUGCAGGAUGGUGACAAUGGGGAUGAUCUGAUUGUUGAAGACCACGGAGAUGGUUUACAGCAACUCCAAACACCUCAAAAUCAGAUUACAAAUCCCAGCCCUUCAAGGAAAACAUUAGGUAUAUCGUCGGACGGUGCGGCUAUUAUACGUGUGAGAAAUGACCGACAACCAAAUAAAGAUAAGCAAAUUCACAUAUGUGACAUCUGUGGUAAUGUGUAUCCGCGUAAGUAUGCGCUAGAGGCGCAUAUGAGGCGACAUCGUAAUGAACGACCAUAUGAAUGCGAAAUCUGUUCGCAAUCAUUUCAUCUAAAUUUUCAACUAACGCGCCAUAUCCGCAAACAUACCGGUGUGCGGCCAUAUGCGUGCCAGUAUUGCAAAAGAACAUUUGCUGAUCGAUCCACAAUGCUUAAGCAUGAGAGGAUUCAUCGCAAUGAACGGCCUUAUACAUGCGAUGUUUGUGGAAAAAGCUUUACCUAUUCCAGUGUUCUAAAAGUUCAUACGCUAACACACACGGGAGAAAAACCUUUUAUAUGCGGAAUUUGCGGUAAACGAUUUUCUCGUGCUCAUCACCUGCGAGCACAUUUGGAAACGCUAUUGCAUCAGAGUGAUCCUCGUUCCAAAAUACUGCUCAAGCAAAUCAAACGUGAAGAAAGUCUAGGAAACGUAUGUGAAGAAUUACUAAAUUCGUAAUAAAAACUUGUCAAGACAUUGACAUUGGCUACUAAGUGUAGAGAUUAUUUACUGUAAAACAUUUCAUUUUCAAGUUGAACCAUGGCAAAUUGUAUGCGAAGACAGCCUAUGGUAAAUAUUUGUAAAAUGAUCUUGGGUCGCAAAAAUGAUUAAAUAAUUUUGCUUGUCUGAAUCAACUGUUUCUAAAGCUAAAAAAAAAAAAUUUGAAUUGUACCACUCGAUCAUUUUAAAAAUAGUUAGUACGAUUGUAUUAUUACAAUUUAUUUUUUUUUUUUUACAGUUAAGCUAUAUAUGAAUAUUAAAGAAACAGUAAAAUAUUCAGCAAAAUCUUUAUUAUAUGAAUGUUGGCAUAAAAGAUCACACUGUGGUUUCCACGUUUUGUAAAGGAUUUGUCACUAUCAUAGUCAACUAUUAACGAAAAUGAUUACAUUUAUUAAAUUACACACUGAAUAUUCACUUUUAUUGUAUCAAAUAUACAGAAAUUCAUUGGGCAAAAUUAAGGAUAGACUUUGUUGUUAAAAGUGCAAAACAGUAAUAAUUUUCCAUUACGUUUUGCUUCUAGAAUGUAAAAAAAUCAAAUGAAAUAAAUAUCCCAAUUAAGUUUAUUUUUUUAACUAAAAAUUAAAUAACAAAACAUACGCGUUUAUUGUCCAUAAGUUGUACGCAAACGCUUUAAUUACAUAAUAAGAAUGGAUAAAUUAAAUAACCAGGAUAUGAAAGAGUACUGUUCCAUUCAGUUCUUUUUUUUUUUUGUUUUUUUUUUUUUGAAUUUCAAAUAAACUUUCCUAAUGUUAUAAUUUGUUAUUAUAAACUUGCAUCCAACUUUUUAUUACAAUAUUGAUGUUAAUAGCAUUUUCUCAUUUAAUUUCAUGUUUUCGUUUUAUAACUACUGAAUUUUAUGUUUUCUGUUAUAUAUUUUGUUUGAUUUGCACAGCAAAGAAAAACACGGUUGUAAGUGGCAACGACCAUCGUUAGAAAUCUACUUGCUCAACAUACGCAUUUUAUCUUUGAUUAAAUUCCGGAGUUCCGAAACCAUAAGCUCAUGAGAUUCCUUAAAUAUUGAAGCGACAUCACCAAUGAGAGUUGCUUCUACUUCUGGCUUAAGCGACAUAUCCGCCAUAAAAGAGUUUAGUUCACGAGCUAAAGUCGGUGUUUUCCAUUUAGCUGCAGAAAAACAGAAAGCAACGUUUUUUGAAAUAAACUUAAUGAUCUUAAUUAGCUAUUUAAAAUUAUUUGAAACAUAUACAAAAUGUACGUACUUAUGGCUGCUUCGCAACUCUGAAAUUGUUUUCUCAUAUGACGCAUUAACUCGAUCAGUAGUUGGCUGCGUUCCUUCUCAUUUAUGAUAUUGAAGUCACUAUUGCUUUCCUGACCAGUCUUUCUUCGGGGUUUGGUCUUAACAGGUUGUUGUAAUUUUUCGUAUAUAACCGACAAUACAAAAGCGUAUAACGACAAUAUCUAGAAUAAUCAUAACAAAUUAGUUGAAGGCGCUUUUUUUUUCUUUUUAGACACACACUAACUUCUAAACACGCAGCCACCUUAUUCUGCCAUUCGCGUCUACGCCAAAGACCAUCCGCCGCUGAGUCACUUUCCGUUAUAACUUGUACACAUAGUUGUACAAUUUUAGUCGCAUUGUCGCUAACCACUUUACAUUGAAUUGGCAAAUUACUCGCUCCGCUGUAUAGUUCCAGAACAAGCUGUGCGAGCGAACUGAAGAACUCUUCAUAUGGCACUUCAAGUAACAGAUGCAGUCUAGUUGGUAAUAAAUUGACUAGAAAACGAUUUGACAGUGGCUUGUAGUUCAUGAGACGCAGACGUUGAAAUAAUCCAGACCAUGAAUCGCGAAGCAAUUCGAUUGUGUCAAUUUCUCUUGCGCUUUCCAUAUCAUUAGAAUUGCUGUUGCUGUUUGCAUUCACGGUUUUUUGAUUCGUUUUCUUGCUAUUAAUAUUUCCAUCGAUAUUUUGUUUAUCUUCCGUUGCAUUUGCUAUGUCUAAAUUCGGUUUUUGGUGGAAAAUGUCGACAAACGAUGCUACUAAACGCAACAGAAGUUGGCGUAUUUGCAACACUUCCACUUCUUGAUCAAACGAUUCUUUGCGUUCUUCGUCAACAUUAACCAAAUGCACCGGGUCCCAGCGUAUCAGAGCGCCCAAAUCGCGAUUGUCCGAUAAUUCAUGCCAUGAAAUACGAUCCUCAGCAGGCUCAAUGCUCAUAGCUGUAUAUGCUGCUAGAUUUUGUCGCACAUUACCAUAUAACAUAACCAAAUCACACAAUUGCGCCUCUAUAGAAGUACUGACAUAGUGAAUGCUAUUUGUAAGUCGUUCUUUAAAAUUCAUAAACUCUUCAAGUUUAGAGAAUGUACAAAACCGAUAUGUCAAUGUAAUAUACUCUAAGCGUUCCUUGUAGCUGUUGGUGAAAAACUUCAAUGUCGCGUCAAAAACUGUGCGUGCCAUAGAGAAACGACCACACAAUGGCAAUAAAUUGCAAUGAAUGUAACUCAUCGAGUCGAGCUGUAUUUGCUUGAUAUCCAAGUAAUCGUACAUUUCUUGUGCGCCCAACAUACAACCGAACAUAUGAUAUAUCUUUAGGCUAAGCAAUUUUACAUGGAAAUUACUGGUGCUAUUACGCAGUACAUAUUGUAAAAGACAUAGCGCUUCGAAAAUUCGAUCCGAUCUUUGUUCUCUCAAGCUUACAUCAUACAUUACAUUUGCGGCCAAUAGCGCGUACGGAUCAGAUGGACCCAUAUCGGUGUGUAGUAAAUUCUUACCAAAAGAACUUAAACCGUGUUCGUAGUGCAAUUUUAGGGCAGUGUAAAAUGCAAGUAAAUGUUCCGUUUGUAAAUCUAAAUGUGAACCACAAAUGCGUGAAAUCUGUAAAGCACAGAUGUGCUUUUGCAUUUGUUCUUUCUAAAUUAUCACACGAAAAACGGAACGGUUUUGAAAUUUCAUUGCAAAAAAAAACAGUUUGUUUAUCAUUAAAUUACUUACAUCUUGUGGUAAUGUAGUGGAACUAAUUCCACUCUCCAGUAACAGCUUACUAGCUAGCUGCUGACGACCUUCCAUACUAAUGGAGGGCAGGAAGAGCGCAAUAUCGUGAGUGCAACAAGGUUUGUCGCCAAAGAGCCGAAAAUAUUCAUUUAUUAAUACAGAAAAGUCACCAAGUAAAGCUUCUGCAUCCAUACUUUGUGCACGCAUCCGCUUAUGUAGUUCCAAGCGGGCUAAAUACGGUCCACGUACUUUGCGUUCAGCGGAUUCGAUCAUCUGUAGAGUUAGUAAAACAAGUAUAGGAAUUUUGAAUAAAAUAAACAAAAGAUUUGUCAACUAUUUAUUAAUAAAAUACAUAGAUAACAUACCUGGCAAAGAAA
Molecule: messenger RNA, 4766 nt
Organism: Bactrocera oleae (olive fruit fly)
Lineage: Eukaryota; Metazoa; Arthropoda; Insecta; Diptera; Tephritidae
Product: transcription factor Ouib
Biological process (GO): regulation of transcription by RNA polymerase II
Cellular component (GO): nucleus
Molecular function (GO): DNA-binding transcription factor activity, RNA polymerase II-specific; zinc ion binding
Source: RefSeq, a predicted model, not a curated record